CCUUUCUGUACCCUGUCUCUACUGUAUUGAGAUCAGAUUCGUGCCUUUGUGCGCAACGACACAACCCUAAUGGCUUCAUAGCAGUUGCAGAAUUCCGAUGUUCUGCACCAGGAACGGGCCAGCCCAGUUCGCGCUAACAGCUCGUCUCCAAAUGCGGCCGGGACUGGCAAGCAUAGCGGCGGAGAUGCUGAGCGGUGUCACCGGCAGGGCCGGGCCGAGGAUCGGCAGCCUCUUACUGACUCCCGCAAGCAAAACAUUACCGGCGUUGCAGUCUGGCACCGGGAAUCACAGAUUCCGGUCCACAUCAUCAGCGCAGGGUGUCUCAGAACUGGCAAGAGAGCGGUCUAAGACUGUCACUUCCUUUUAUAACCAGUCCGCCAUCGAUGUUUCUGCAGAGAAGGCCUCAGUCCGGUUGACCUUAGCGACCCUGCUGUAUUCUGGGAAGUCUCCUGAUGGACACCACAUCUUGAGCAGUGGCAAGUACCUUCACAAGGAGCUGCCUGUGCGGAUCGCCCAUCGCAUCAAGGGCUUCCGCAGUCUGCCCUUCAUCAUCGGCUGCAACCCAACCAUUCUCCAAGUGCACGAGCUGUACAUCAGAGCCUACCACAUGCUCAGCGACUUUCCACAGAUCAAGGACCAGGAGGUCGAGGCUCGUUUCUGUAAACUGGUGCAGCAGCUGCUGGACGACCACAAAGACGUGGUGACCAUGCUGGCCCAGGGCUUCCGGGAGUGUCGACGACACAUCCAGGAUGAGACCAUCAUCAGGAACUUCUUGGAUACAACGCUGUGUUCCCGACUGGGAAUCCGAAUGUUAGCCACACACCAUCUGGCUCUUCAUGAAGAAAAUGCCGAUUUUGUGGGGAUCAUUUGCAGACGCCUUUCUCCUAAAAAGAUCAUCGAGAAGUGGGUGGACUUUUCCAGGCGUCUGUGUGAACACCAGUACGGUAAUUCUCCCCGGGUCCGGAUCAACGGACACGUGGCGGCCCGGUUCCCCUUCAUCCCGCUGCCGCUGGACUACAUCCUGCCAGAGCUCCUCAAGAACGCCAUGAGAGCCACCAUGGAGAGCCACCUGGACACUCCGUACAACGUCCCCGAUGUGGUCGUCACUAUCGCCAACAACGACAUCGACUUUGUCAUCAGGAUAUCAGACCGUGGCGGCGGCAUCCCCCACAAAAUAAUCGACAAAGUGAUGGAUUACCACUUCAGCACUGCGGAGGAGAGUGUGCAGGACCCCCGCAUGAGCAACCUGUUCAACACCAUCACUAACAGCGGCAACCAGUCCAGCCCAAUGCAUGGAUUUGGUUUCGGCUUGCCCACAUCCAGAGCCUACGCGGAGUACCUCGGCGGCUCCCUGUCCGUACAGUCCAUGCAGGGCAUCGGCACCGACGUCUACCUGCGUCUGCGCCACAUCGAUGGCAAAGGAGAAAGCUUCAGAGUGUAAAAGUCACUCCCUGUAGGUCCAAACGAAGGAAUCAGGCCACGUUAGAAGGUUUUCUUCCCCAUGUGAAGGCAGGCAGAGAUGAGGUUAUGUGUCUGCUGAGUGGCAGCCUUCAGAUCACUGUCAGAUCUUCUUUGUUUCGCCUUUUACUGAUUAUAAGCUAUGUUAGCUCUCGAUUUAAUGAUUUCGGUUGUGUUUUGUGUUUUGCAGCCUGUGGCAUGUCAUCUCUUAAGAUUUGGCGGUUCAUGAAUUCUUGAAUGUUUUUGUUCAUUGGGAACUUUCUCUUAAAAGAAGAAGCUUCAUCAUUUCAAAGCUUCACGUUGAAUUCUCAACAAGGUCAGCUCACAGAUUUCAUGAAUCAUCACCGCAUUCAUGUUUUUUUUUUCUUCUUUCAAAAUCUAAAGCCUACCUGGGAAAAAGGGUUAGAUUGGAAGCAGUAAAUGGAAGUUUUUAAAGGAGUUUUGGAUCUUGUGGCUUUAAUAAAAAACCCACAUGAAACAUAAACAUUCAAACUGCCAAAACUCAAGUUGCUUUCAGUCUUUAAGUUAGAAGAAACUUAAAUCUGUUUUCUGGGCUGGAGAUGUUCAUCUGCCUUACUGUGCAACUGAACUGCAUGAUGACUUUUUACUUUCCUUUUUUUGAAAUGUUUUAUUCUACUGUCUGAUGCCUUCAUCGGUUCACACAGAUGCACACCGUAGUAUUCAAACACAUCCGUCUUUAUUAUUAGGUUUUGUGUGAUGUUGCUUGGCUCUCGCACUGACCACAGCCGUUUUUGACCUUUCUGGAACAGCUCACAAGCUAACAAUGUACCAGAGAAGUGUUUUUUUUUUUUUUCAAAAUGUUUCAUUAGAAGUUUGCGGUCUUUGAGAUAGGCUUCCAUUUGAUCAUGUUUAUGAAAAGCUAACCAACUGAGUUUGUUGCACUGUAAUACUUUUAUUUUUGAUCGUUUGCAUUCAUUCGGCUAAGUUGUAGCUUGAGUCAGUCGGGUUCCCAGUGAGGGUGAAGUGUGCACACCUCCAAAUUGGACAUGCGGUUGCGGGGAGUCCAAUAGAAAUGAUCAAAUUCUCCGUCUCCUGCUUCACUCAGUUCUCAGCCUUGAUCGGAUCUGAGAGCCCAGCCAAAAUACAUGGAAGGUUAUGAAUAUUGUUGAUGAAACCCUAUAUCUGCAUUGUAUUAUGCUGAUUCAAAAACACUUGAUUGUAUUUCUUCUUUCUUUCGUGUGGAUGAAACUGCUGGUUGGGGUACAGAAACCUCUCAUUUGAAGGAGAAUACCACAGACAAAGCAUCUAUGUUGGAUUAAUCAGGCAAAUAAGGAUAGAAAGCAGAAGUUAUUAACUAAGAGCUCUCUAAAAAGAUGUUUUAAUAUUAGAUUUAGCAGAUUUUCAACAUCUGGCCUCAGAGUUGAAAAGGAAAAGAAAGCGAAGAUGUUGAAGUUUUGUUCUUGAAUGUACAAAAGUGACUAAAUUUUUCCCCUUUGGUCAAAGAAAUAGUAAAAAAAAAAGAAAAAAAAAAGCCUUGACUCAUGUGGGUCAGGAAUUUACAACAUAAUAAACACUAUGAGCACUCCCAUGAUUGUGGCGAACAUUCCCCAGAGUGAUGCUGUUGUUAUGCAGCAGAUCCUCCUGAAUGCUACACUCACAUUGUCUUUUUCACGUAGCAAAAACUUCUAAUUGCUGCAUUCACUGUCGUCCUUUAAAUGUGAAAGGGCGUCAGGAACCCAGCUUGAUCCCACGUGUUUGCAGCUUUCCACAGUAAAAACUCCAAAGUUUUUUUUUGAGUGACAUAAAAACCACAAAUAAGAUGCUCAAUAAGAUGCUUAGCAGCUUUUUAGUUGCUGUCAACAUGUCUCCUGGGCAUUUGUAAAGUUUACACAGACAUUUAAAUGAAUUGUUGGCUUGUGAGGUGUUGUGAACGUGUUUUAUUUGUAAAAUAGAAAACAUUUCCUUUCAUUUUUAAAAGGCUGCAGUAUUUAUUUCUCACUUUAUUGCGAAAGAUCAUUAUCAGUACCUACAUUUCUUAGUUAAAUGGUGUAACUAAUGGAAGUUAUGACGAUGGGGGGUAAAAAAUGUAGCUUACGCCUAUAAAGCAUGAAUAGUUUACUAGCAUCUUUAUUCUAAAGUAUUGCUGAAACAAUGUUGAAGGGAGAUUUUCAAUUUGAUGGUGUCAUAAAAUGUGCACUGUUGCCCUCUGCUGGUCUAAAAGAGUUGAAGCAGGGAGAAAACUGAAGAUAAAAAGGCUAUUUCUUUCCCUAUUUUCUUUUUUUGUUUUCGAAUCGGUUACUAGAUUUUUAAGUUAAAAUAGAAUGUGAUUUGAAAAUAGUUAUGUUACUGAAAAAAUCUGCUGCCAUGAGGAGUUCUGUCUUCUGGACUAACGCUGGUUUCUCAUAAAUUUUGUUUUGUCCAAGAUUUUGUAGAAAUUAAAUUUUGUCUAUUCA
Messenger RNA from Poeciliopsis prolifica (blackstripe livebearer), 3872 nucleotides. RefSeq names its product branched chain ketoacid dehydrogenase kinase (gene bckdk). The record is from RefSeq and is a predicted model, not a curated record. NCBI's taxonomy places the organism in Eukaryota, Metazoa, Chordata, Actinopteri, Cyprinodontiformes, Poeciliidae. The coding region runs from base 98 to 1441 and encodes 447 amino acids. The transcript has 11 exons. Gene Ontology annotation, molecular function: pyruvate dehydrogenase (acetyl-transferring) kinase activity. Gene Ontology annotation, biological process: protein phosphorylation; regulation of glucose metabolic process. Gene Ontology annotation, cellular component: mitochondrion.